Cladophialophora yegresii CBS 114405 is the source of this 639-nucleotide messenger RNA. Its product is annotated as small nuclear ribonucleoprotein B and B'. The coding region runs from base 1 to 639 and encodes 212 amino acids. Gene Ontology annotation, molecular function: RNA binding. Gene Ontology annotation, cellular component: U1 snRNP; U2-type prespliceosome; catalytic step 2 spliceosome. The record is from RefSeq and is a predicted model, not a curated record. The transcript is spliced from 2 exons. Lineage: Eukaryota; Fungi; Ascomycota; Eurotiomycetes; Chaetothyriales; Herpotrichiellaceae. Gene Ontology annotation, biological process: mRNA splicing, via spliceosome.
AUGCGCGUGACACUGAACGACGGCCGCCAGAUGACCGGGCAGAUGCUGGCGUUUGACAAGCACAUGAACCUCGUCCUUGCCGACACUGAGGAAUUCCGCAAAGUCCGACGGCGCCAAAACAAGCCCUCCGCCCCCGGUGCCCCUGGCUCCGCUGCCACCUCCCAAGCCGUCGAGACAGAAGAGAAGCGCACACUAGGCCUGGUGAUUCUCCGUGGGACGAAUAUCGUAAGCUGUUCAGUUGAAGGACCUCCUCCAUCAGACCCGAGUGCAAGGCUGGGCACUUCAGCCCCGGGAGGCGCGCCGAGCGCAUUACAGGCCGGGACGGGCAUUUCGCGACCAGCGGGACGAGGCCUUCCAGUUGGAUUGGGUGGACCGGUUGCAGGCGUGGGAAUGGGCGGUCCACCAGCACCAGGCGGCGGACCACCUGGAGGCGCACCGUUUGGAUUUCCUCCACCACCACCCGGAGGAUUCCCUGGAGGUGCUCCGCCCCCAGGUUUUGCUGGGAGGGGAGGACCGCCGCCGGGCUUCGGAGGGCCGCCGCCUGGGUUUGGAGGACCACCGGGUGGACCACCUACCGGGUUCGGAGGGCCUCCUGGGCAGGGGAGAGGGUUUCCUCCCCCAGGAUUUGGUGGUCGUUAG